Pogona vitticeps (central bearded dragon) is the source of this 939-nucleotide messenger RNA. It is a transcript of the gene EEF1AKMT2, whose product is annotated as EEF1A lysine methyltransferase 2. NCBI's taxonomy places the organism in Eukaryota, Metazoa, Chordata, Lepidosauria, Squamata, Agamidae. The record is from RefSeq and is a predicted model, not a curated record. Gene Ontology annotation, molecular function: protein-lysine N-methyltransferase activity. Gene Ontology annotation, cellular component: cytoplasm.
UGAGCUACCCGCCUGAAACCUCAUAUUCCUAAUUACUUUCACAAAAUAUUUGGAGAGUUGCAGCUUGGACUCCUUUUAUUUCUUAUAACCUGAGGCGAGGUGUAUAUGGCAUAUCCACCUAAUGGCUGUAAUGAUAUUUGGGAUGCAGUAUAUGAACGAGAACUGCAAAAUUUUAAAGAAAAUGGUGAUGUUGGUGAGAUCUGGUUUGGUGAAGAGAGCAUGACUCGUUUAAUUAGAUGGAUAGAAAAAAAAGAGAUACUCCGGGACAGCCCUGUGCUUGACAUUGGAACAGGAAACGGUGUUUUGCUGGUUGAAUUGGCCAAAUCAGGUUUUACCAAAUUGACAGGAGUUGACUAUUCUCUUUCUGCAGUGGAACUUUCAAAAAACCUAAUGGAACAGGAAGGACUACCACAUGUUAAGUUGCAGGUAGAAGACAUUUUAAGUCCCUCAGAUGAAUUAUCAGGUUUUCAGAUUUGCAUCGAUAAAGGGACUUUUGAUGCCAUCAGUCUGAAUCCGGACAAUGCAUCAGAGAAGAGGAAGCAGUAUGUGAAAUCUUUGCACAAGGUGUUGAGACCUGGAGGCUAUUUCCUCAUAACAUCUUGUAAUUGGACCAGAGAGGAGCUGAGCAAAGAGUUCGAAGAAGGAUUUCUUCUUCUGGAGGAGCUGCCAACCCCCACAUUCUGUUUUGGAGGAAAAACUGGAAGCAAUGUCACUGCCUUGGUUUUCCAACAGAAAAUGUGACAUUUAUUACUUUGGGCAAAGGCUGGAUGGAAGAUUCCUUGACUUGAAUUCUGAAUAAACAAAUGAAAUAAAACAGAAUUGUAAAGUAUUAGAAAGUUUAUAGGUCUAUGUAAAUAUGGUUUCUAUGAAACAUAUGUAUCUUGUGUGGGUUUCCCUAAUGAUAGUUUCAGAAUAAUAAAAUGGCACCUUUUUCAUCUC